UCAUGUAUUAAUACCAUCAUCGUUUCGUCACCCAAAAGGACAGACCACAGAUACCCUUCGUCUUCACCAAAGUUUCGGUUCUUUGUACAGCCGCCAGUGCUCAUGCCUGCAGAGAGUCAUAUGCGUAUGCAUUCGAAGAACGUGAUCAUCAUCGGUCCAUCUGGGGCGGGAAAAAGCUCCCUCAUUAACAUGCUUUCUUCCGAGGCCAAUGCUCGUACCUCGGGCGACACAAUCGGCUGCACACAGUCAGAGGGGGUGUACACAUGUCUUCUUCUUGGGGGAAAAUCUUGUCAAGUGCACGAUACAAUUGGCCUCGAAGGAGGGCGAUGGGGCUUCCUUCCAGCCAGAAGAGCCGAGAAGCGGCUCAAAACGUACUUGAAGAGAUCGAGAGAACCGUGGCACCUUCUGGUAUACUGCAUGCCGGGAAGCCGAGGCCUGAGUAAACCGCAUGCACGCAACUAUAAGAAGUUCAAGUCAGUGGCGGACAAACUAGCGGUGCCGGUCGUGGUGGUGGUUACCAAUCUGGAGGAUUUCAAAGGUCCUAUGGAGAAUUGGUGGUGGGAGAAUCUGGAUAUACUCGAAAGGCUCGGUAUUCCGGCGACUACUGAACAUGCAUGCAUCACUGCACUACCCAAGGAUGAACUUAAGAACGGAGGACAACUUCACGAUGAUUCCUGUCAGGCUGUCAAAACUCUUAUCAGAAACAUUAUUUGGCCCAGCAGUGACAGGGCCAUCGGUGACAGGCCCAUCAGUGACAGGCCCAUCGGUGAUAGGUCCAACAGUGUCAAUCCAUCUUUAGACUUCGACGAUGUCGAUGAGCUCUCGUCAGGGUUUUUUGACGACAUGCCAGCCGAUGUCGUCAAUGAUUCCUCUGCAAAUGAACUCCUCGCUCGCCUUUCCUCGCUCCACCGCUCUCGACCCAAAAAUGGUGAAGCGACAGAACUUCCGCAACCCUCAAGGCUUUCGGCGUCCCAUUCACACUCGCUCAUCACUCGCCUGUCGUCGUUCAUUCACCGCUCUUCACCUGAAAACGAUGUAUCCGAUGAACUUCAGCAAUCCUCUACGCCUUCAUUGUUAGAUCCGCACGUGCUCCUAGCUCGCCUUUCCUCAUUUUUGCCUCGACCUCGACUCGGCACCAACGAAGAAGCCGAAUCACAUCCCACGAUGUCUCCAUAGAACUCCCCCAAUACUCAAGCCGUGUUCGUGUUGUCGAAGUGGCUGCAGUGCGGGACAGGCAGACUUUGAUUGUUGCUCAGGGGCCACACUUCCAGAAAGCAAAACGAGCAUAUGAGAAACAAACCCAGUUGCACAGCCAAGCUCAGGCAUCGUCACCGUGCACCCAACCUGCUGCUGCCUCAAUAUCUGCGAUACCUUCUGCUCCAGCAGGUACAGCAGCCGCACAGUCACUAGUAAUCCAAUGGUGGACCCAGAUCGUGCU
Messenger RNA from Suillus bovinus, 1438 nucleotides. RefSeq lists its product as uncharacterized. The record is from RefSeq and is a predicted model, not a curated record. The coding region runs from base 103 to 1176 and encodes 357 amino acids. The transcript has 6 exons. NCBI's taxonomy places the organism in Eukaryota, Fungi, Basidiomycota, Agaricomycetes, Boletales, Suillaceae. Gene Ontology annotation, molecular function: GTP binding.